AUGAAUCACAGCACGACGCUGCGCGCAAUGCGCAUCCCGUCUUCGCGCCUUUGCGCAGGCUCCGUCCACUCGACUUUCCUCCUCUCCUCCAUCGCGAGAACAGCGACCCCCUACCACCGCUUGGCGAGCUCCGUCGCAACCGGAUCCACCCCCUCUUCCUCUCCAUCGCCGCCCGUUCCGAGCGCCAAAGUCAACCCCCCGGCCUCGACACGCCCGGCGCCCCUGGACCUCCCCGAGCGCCAGCCCGACUCCUCCAAGAUCGGCCACCUAAUCGCGACGGGCAAGGCCUACAUCAAGUUCUACAAGACGGGCCUCAAGGCUGUGUUCUCCAACCGCCGCCUGAUACAAAACGUCAUCGCCGAAAAGAGCGCCUCUGUCGAGGGCUUCCGCUCGCCCUCCGUCUUCACCCCUGGCGUCAUCCCCAAGGGCUUCUCGCGUGCCGACUGGAUGCUCCUCUGGCGCGUGCGCCACGACGUCCUACGCGUCCCGCUCUUCGGCCUCGUCCUCCUCGUCUGUGGCGAGUUCACCCCGCUCAUCGUCAUCUUCGUCGAUGGCGUCGUGCCCUACACGUGCCGCCUACCGAAGCAGAUUGAGUCCAGCUUCAAGCAGGCCGAGGAGCGCCGUCAGAACUCGUUCCUCGAGUUCGAAAAGGCCGCGCCGCAGGGCGUCGUGCCGGGGAUGGCGCGCGCCGCCGCCAGAAAGCACGUCCUCCGCAGCCUGCACGUGCCCGGCAUGAUGUGGGAGAAGCUCGGCUUCUUCCCGCCGGGCCUGUGGGCUACCAAGGGCCGGCUGCGGAUGGCCUUCCUGGAGGGCGACGACAGGUUAUUGGCGCGCGAUGGCGGCGCGGCUGGAUUGGAGGAGCAGGAGGUGCGCAUCGCGUGCACGGAACGCGGCAUCGACUGCAGUGGUCGCGACGAUGCGGAGUUGAGGCAGCUCCUCGACGAGUGGCUGCGACUUGUUGAUGCCGAGGAGGCCGAGGAGCGGAGGAAGCGCAUGACGGUCCUAUUGACCACGAAGCUCGAGAAAUGGCCGAAGGACAGGAACUUUGAGCUUCCCAAGUGGCAACUCUGA
Molecule: messenger RNA, 1071 nt
Organism: Colletotrichum higginsianum IMI 349063
Lineage: Eukaryota; Fungi; Ascomycota; Sordariomycetes; Glomerellales; Glomerellaceae
Product: Letm1-like protein
Exons: 2
Coding region: 1-1071 (356 amino acids)
Biological process (GO): intracellular monoatomic cation homeostasis
Cellular component (GO): mitochondrial inner membrane
Molecular function (GO): ribosome binding
Source: RefSeq, a predicted model, not a curated record